AUCUGUGCACGAUUGGAAGAUCUUUCAGUAGCUUGAUUGUUUAUUUCCCACUCGUGCUGCUAUCUGCUUGAUUUUGCACUUAUUGUGUCUUCACUCUCCUUGGUUUUCUCACUUGGGUUGUUUUGGGCUCUCUUAAAUCAAAGGGAUAAAGUUUUGUUUUUUUAUUGUCAAGAAUGGUGAAAGGUGAAAACUUGUAAGAGAAUUGCCGAGUUGAUCCUGUGCUUUUUUUUUUUUUUAAAGUAAUCAAUGGCCAAGUGUUACUAAUCGUUCUAGGGAAGGGCAUAAGUCGUCCUGGAGGGAUGCAUUAAUCAACUGGGAGAAUGCAUGCCGUUAUAGGGAAGUGCAAAAGCCACGUAGUUCCUCUAUAUAUUUGUAUGGAUUGCUCUUUGCGUCUUACAGAUAUUUCGUAUUUGGGAUCAGAUUUGAAACAUCUUUCUCCAAGUUUCGUCAGGGGGAUUUCGAACUGCUGCAUGGAUUCCUUCGAUGGGCCGGAGUUUGUGAUGACAGAUGGCUCGUGCGUGAAGACGAAGACCAUUGACGUUGCACCGUCAACGGAUAUCACUCCUUACCUGUCUCGUAUACGAGAGGAUUCGUGCCGCAACGGGAAACAAGCCGUCGUCUUCGAGCUGUAUUGGGAUGCCGAGUUUCUUGACGACAAGGCUAAAUGGCGUCUGUCCUCUGUCAAGUUCAGCACGAAGAGUCUCUGUCUCAUGCUCAGACUGCCGAGCCCGUUUCAGGAAAACCUAAAGGUCCUGUGCCGUUUUUUUGCUUCCAAAAGUGUCACUUUCGUCGGGUUGCAAAUCGAGGAAGAUCUCGCAUUGCUUAAAGAAGCUCACGGUAUUGUGAUUCGAAAGGCUGUAGACUUGGGGAAAUUAGCUGCGAGAGCCCGACGAACACCUGGUCUUGAAUUCUUCAGUUCCAUAGACUUGGCACGGAGAUUCGUUUCCCUCGUUUCCCUUGGCCGGUGCCGCUUCUACGCGUUUCUGUCUAAAUGGGAGUUGACGGAUCCUAACGAGCAGCUCGAGGCUGCAGCCGUUGAGGGUUGGCAUGUCGCCAUUGUCUGGGAUGAAUUUUACGAGAGAAUAGAUGGUUAUUGAAGAACAAUGGUGAAAUAUAUGAUUGAACAACGGUGUAAUUGAUGGAUUUAGGUUAAAUGGAGUGAAAGAAGGGUAAGAUGCGAUGUGUUUUUUGUGUGUAAGGAGAAAAUUGUUCUCCAGAGUCCGGACAUGAGUCUUUUGUUCUAAGACUGUUUUGGAUAACCUUUUCGAUUUCACUCGAUCA
Molecule: messenger RNA, 1281 nt
Organism: Tarenaya hassleriana
Lineage: Eukaryota; Viridiplantae; Streptophyta; Magnoliopsida; Brassicales; Cleomaceae
Exons: 2
Coding region: 321-1097 (258 amino acids)
Biological process (GO): nucleobase-containing compound metabolic process
Molecular function (GO): 3'-5' exonuclease activity; nucleic acid binding
Source: RefSeq, a predicted model, not a curated record